This is a messenger RNA of Rana temporaria (common frog), 4352 nucleotides long. It is a transcript of the gene ADAMTS17, whose product is annotated as ADAM metallopeptidase with thrombospondin type 1 motif 17. The record is from RefSeq and is a predicted model, not a curated record. Lineage: Eukaryota; Metazoa; Chordata; Amphibia; Anura; Ranidae. The transcript is spliced from 26 exons. The coding region runs from base 262 to 3666 and encodes 1134 amino acids. Gene Ontology annotation, cellular component: extracellular matrix. Gene Ontology annotation, biological process: proteolysis; extracellular matrix organization. Gene Ontology annotation, molecular function: metalloendopeptidase activity.
GGGCUCCGAAGGGUCCGCUUGGAGUCUCUCAGCUGUGCUAAUUGCUUUUCCAAUCCGCACAGUUACCGGGGAUCACCGAGCGCCGUCCGCUCCGCACCGACCUACCGGAUCCCGGGAUCUACACACUGCGACCACCGGACACUGCAUGCAGGAUCCCCCCCUCCCCCCUACACUGUAUGAUCGGAUCCAUUCCUAUACUGAGCCCCACAGAAAUCCUGCAUUCCCAUUGGACGCUUCAGGAGCAGACACUUCCCUUGUAGCAUGCUGGUCCUCUGUCUGCUCAGCCUUGUGCUGUCACCAGCUGAAUGCUCUGACCCAGAAGUUGAAGUUGUGAUCCCGCAGUUAUUAUGGGCUGGAGAGAUGCCUCUGCCUCUACAAGGAGAUGAGUCAGUCUUUUCUAACAUUCGAAGGGCGCGCUCUGUUACGAGAGGCGUAGGAAGCCACCCGGAUGAUAUGUACAUCCAUCUACCAGCCUUGGGUCAAAAUCUACAUUUGCACUUGCAAAGGAACCUCAAAUUUCUGGCUUCAGGAUUUACGGUAGAGGAGAGAACGGAGCUCGGAGAGAACGUCCAGACCAGGAUCCCUGUGGAUGAUUUUUGCUUCUAUACUGGAGAAGUUUUGAACCAUAACGGGUCUUUUGCAUCACUCAGCGCGUGCGCAGGACUGAUGGGAUAUAUUCAGAUAGGCCAGGACCAAGUGAUGAUUGAACCAGCCAACACUUCGACAGAUCCAAGUUCAUCCUUCUCUGGAAGAAAACAUAUUAUAAGACGCAAGCGACAAGUCGGGGAGCCUGCUAUUGCACAUCUACGGCUUUUGGGAGCAAGAAAAAAUGGCCACACGUAUACUGGAAAAAAAAAGAAGACAAGCAAGAGGGAGGGCGGCAGUGAUUGGCGGGAGAGGAGGAAUGCCAUCAGACUUACUGAGGAACAUACACUGGAGACUCUGGUGGUGGCAGACUCUGAUAUGGUACAAUAUCAUGGAGCAGAUGCCACACAGAGAUUUAUUCUUACUGUUAUGAACAUGGUUUACAACAUGUUUCAACACCAAAGCCUGGGAAUUAAAGUCAAUAUCCGUGUUACCAAGCUGGUCCUGCUGCACAGCCGCCCAACCAAGCUGUCUAUUGGGCAUCAUGGAGAGAGAUCUCUGGAGAGCUUUUGCCAUUGGCAGAAUGAGGAGUAUGGAGGAACCAAGUAUUUGGGAAACAACCAUGUUCCGGGAGCCAAAGAAGAAACCCCUGUUGAUGUAGCUGUACUUAUGACCAGAACUGAUUUCUGUGUCCACAAAGAUGAGCCCUGUGAUACUGUUGGAAUCGCCUACCUUGGGGGAGCAUGCAGCGCUAAGCGUAAAUGUGUCCUGGCAGAAGACAAUGGUCUUAAUUUGGCCUUUACUAUAGCUCAUGAGCUUGGCCACAACAUAGGAAUGAGCCACGAUGACGACCAUCCAUCCUGUGCAGGCCGUUCACAUAUAAUGUCCGGAGAAUGGGUAAAAGGCCGCAGUCCCAGUGACCUGUCCUGGUCCACCUGCAGUCGUGAUGAGCUGGAGAACUUCCUGAAGUCCAAGGUGAGCUCAUGUCUGCUGGUGACAGACCCUCGCAGUCACCACGCCGUCAGGCUUCCCCACAAACUGCCCGGGAUGCAUUAUAGUGCCAGCGAGCAGUGCCAGAUCCUCUUUGGCAGUAAUGCCACGUUCUGCAAAAAUAUGGAGCAUUUGAUGUGCGCUGGCUUGUGGUGUCUAGUAGAAGGAGAUGCCUCUUGUAAAACCAAACUGGAUCCACCUUUGGAUGGCACAGAAUGCGGAGCAGACAAGUGGUGCCGAGCCGGAGAAUGCGUGAGCAAGACCCCAAUCCCGCAGCAUGUGGAUGGAGACUGGAGUACCUGGAGCUCCUGGAGCAUGUGCAGCCGAACCUGUGCAACCGGAGCACGCUUCCGGCAAAAAAAAUGUGACAACCCACCUCCGGGACCUGGAGGUCGUAGCUGCAAAGGAGCAAGUGUAGAACACAUGGUGUGUGAGAAUUCGCUAUGUCCUAAAGGAAGUGCCAGCUUCAGGGACCAUCAGUGCCAAUCCCAUGACCGCAACAGCAACAAGAAGAAAAGUCCCCUUACCGCCAUAAUUGUUGAUGAUAAGCCAUGCGAGUUAUACUGCACUCCUGUAGGCCGUGAUACUCCAAUACUGGUGGCAGACCGAGUCCUGGAUGGAACUCCAUGCGGUCCUUACGAGGCAGAUCUAUGCGUCCACGGGAAAUGCCAGAAAAUCGGUUGCGAUGGAAUAAUUGGUUCUUCUGCCAAGGAAGACCGAUGUGGCGUUUGUAGCGGUGAUGGCAAAACCUGCAAAGUGGUGAAAGGAGACUUUAACCACACCAAGGGGAUGGUCAACAGUAGUCAUUGUAAGAAGGUUUCCACAUGUGUCAUGACCAAGGCAAAGACCGCCCCCAAGUGUUUCACAUGUUACAUCGAGGCUGCGGUCAUCCCUGCAGGGGCCAGGAGGAUCCGGGUGGUUGAGGAUAAGCCGGCGCACAGCUUUCUGGCUCUGAAAGAUUCCAUUAAGAAGUCCAUCAACAGUGACUGGAAAAUUGAACUGCCUGGAGAGUUUCACAUUGCAGGAACCACCAUUCGAUAUGUACGACGGGGACUCUGGGAAAAGAUGUCUGCCAAGGGACCCACCAAAACACCCCUCCACCUAAUGGUUCUCCUGUUCCAUGACCAGAAUUAUGGAAUUCAUUAUGAAUACACCAUUCCAGUGAACCAGACUGGAGAGCAGAGGACGGAGGUGGAGAAGCAGCCAGACCCCAUCUACAUGUGGACACACAGCAGCUGGGAGGGCUGCAGCGUACAGUGCGGAGGAGGUGAACGGAAGACUAUUGUGUCCUGUACAAAGCUGGUAAACAAGACUAUGCUAAUUGUGAACGAGAGCUUGUGCCUUCAUGUGCCACGGCCUGCCCCACAGGUGCGGAAGUGCAACACACACCCGUGUCAGUCCAGAUGGAUGACGGGGUCAUGGGGUCAGUGUUCAGCCACCUGUGAAAAAGGAUUCCAGCAGCGAGAAGUCACCUGUGCAUACCAGCUGCAGAAUGGCACCUAUGUCCACACACGAGAUCUUUAUUGCGGUAGCCCCAAGCCGGCAACUAAACAAAGCUGUGAGGGUCAAGACUGUUUAUCUAUAUGGGAAGCUUCAGAAUGGUCGGCGUGCUCUUCAGACUGCGGACGAGGCACAAAGAAGAGGAGGAUAUCAUGUACCAAUACAAGGGUCAAAUGUGACUCCGCCACGAGGCCAAGAGAAGAGGAGGACUGUGAGAAUUACACGGGAUGCUAUGAGUGGAAGACGGGGGACUGGUCCAAGUGCUCCUCUACCUGUGGUAAAGGCCUGCAAUCUCGUGUAGUACAGUGUAUGCACAAAGUGACUGGUCGCCACGGAAUUGAAUGUUCUUUUCUAUCUAAGCCAGUGGCCUACAGGCAAUGUCAUCAAGAAGCUUGCAAUGAAAAAGUGAACGCCAACACCAUCACAUCUCCGAGACUUGCUGCACUGACAUACAAGUGUACUGGUGACCAGUGGACGGUGUACUGCCGAGUUAUCCGGGAGAAGAACCUCUGCCAGGAUAUGAGGUGGUACCAGCGAUGCUGCCAGACCUGCAGGGACUUCUAUGCCAACAAGCUGCAGCCACAGAGCUAGUAGCCCCUUAGCACUGACCGGGGCAUUGCCAUAAGAGCAGUGCUGCCACCAUCACACAAGACUUGAACACUGGUGCUCUUCAUGUCAGGAGACCCAACAUGGCUAGCACCAGAACCCAAAGAACAAGAGUUAAAUAUCCUGUAUAAUGCUGUGCUUGUUCUGCUUCAAAAAAAAAGGUUUCCUCGUGGCUGUUUUGUCCACACGUGGAAUGACUUUAUAUGGAUUAGAGCGUACAUUCUCAGGCAGCUCAAAGGAGACUGGAGGAAACGGUAAUCUGUGAUGGCUUGUGCGAAAAGGUGAGACUCAGGCACAAAAAAACACAUGAUGAUUCACAUGGGUGCUCCUGGCAACGUGAGACCACUUGCCGUACUUUGCAGUUACCAAGUCAUUAUGCAGUAUGGUACUGCCGGACGUGGACGACUGCCCGACGACAAAAUUUUAAGGUGCUUUGUGAGUGUUGCACAUUUGCACAAUCGUGCGUGACGGCCUGUCAUUGUUUACAGGCAACAACUUUAUUAUUAUAUAUAUUUCUUUUUGUACCACAAUAGGCUAUUCAAAAAAAAAAUUACACCAUUUGUACUGUCUGAAAGAAUCAGCAUCUCAAAUAUGAUGUCAUAGUUACUGUCGAAUAUUAUUGUAUUGUUAUAAACCUGUUCUGGAAAUCGACAUUCCAGCUACAAUGUGAA